UUUGUAAACAUUUUUAGGUAAGAUCUUGGGAGUAAACGAAAAAAUGGAUUUGCUCGAGGAAAUAAUUGAAAACUCGUAGCAAAUAAGUCUGCUGCUGUUUGAGGAUGAUGAGGAUAAAGUGUAUUCGGUGUUUUCUCAAGCCGGAAAAGUUGGCUAAAGUCUAUAGCAAAAAACAACAGCUGCGUUGAGGAUGUUGGCAGACGGGGUCUCUGCGAAUUCUCUCGACGAAAACAUCCGGAUCGGAGAGUCAACGGCUUUGGUAAUACUUAAAAAGUUUUGUACGGCGGUGAUUGAUGUCUAUGCCGCCGAAUAUCUACGGACACCAACUCACCAAGAUCGUGAUCGGCUGAUGAAGGAGAAUGCCAAUCGAGGAUUCACUGGAAUGUUGGGCUCAAUCGAUUGCGUCCACUGGUUGUGGAAAAACUGCCCGGUAGCUCUCAAAGGGCAGUACCAAGGUGAGGCUGGCAAUCCCACGAUUGUGUUGGAAGCAGUUGCAUCAAGAGACGGUUAUAUUUGGCAUAGUUUUUAUGGAUGCCCAGGAAGCUGUAACGAUUUAAAUGAACAGGACAGAUCAUCAUUGCUAAGUAACAUCCUGCAGAAAGACUUUAUCCAAGGAACAUGGACCGCUUGUGGCAAAUAUUCCAGGAUAUUUUUUAGCCGAUGGAAAUAUCCGAAUUUGCCGAUAUUUUUGAAACACUUCCACAACCACAAAACCCCCAAGAGAAGCAUUUUGUCAAAUGCCAAGAAGCUGCCCGUCAGGAUGUCGAACGAGCAUUUGCCAGCAGGCUUGGAGUAUUCCAAAUGCCGACUAUGGGAUGCUAAAUUCAUGAAAAAUAUCAUUUUCACCUGCAUCAUUUUACACGACAUGCGCUUAGGAACAUCGAAGCGGGAUUCUCUCUCGGGCAUGAUACAACAUCCUGGUCGUUUACAGAGAUCCACUGCCAACGUGAAAACUUAAGGGAUUCGAACCGUUAUUAUGACAUAAUACAAACAAUUAUUGACCAUCUUUGGACAACCGAAGGUGAAACCACAUAAACAUGUUACAAAUAGAUGAUGAAUAAAACCAUAAA
Molecule: messenger RNA, 1070 nt
Organism: Uranotaenia lowii
Lineage: Eukaryota; Metazoa; Arthropoda; Insecta; Diptera; Culicidae
Exons: 3
Coding region: 191-958 (255 amino acids)
Source: RefSeq, a predicted model, not a curated record